AUUUGACACAUUGUAUUAUUUGGUUAAAAAUUUCUAGAAAAUAUAAAAUGGCUUACACAGAAUCAGAUAAGCCUCAGUAUUAUCCUGAAAACUAUGAUUACUCUGCUCCAUACCAUGACGAAUUUGGCUACAACAAUUUCAAUAACAAUUCUCCAAAAUUUUGGUCCUCUGUACCAGAAAAUAAUUUGAAUGCAGUCCUGCCCACGGUGGACUACUUAAACGAACGCAAAUGUCCAAUAUAUAUUCACGACAUCAAAAAAGAUUCGAGCGUAUAUAAUAAUUACAAUCAAAAAAACACUGUGAAUUCUAAAGCUAGAAAUCUCCACACUCAAAAGAUGGCGGGAGUUCAAAAUUCUUCGAAAUUCAUCUUGGAUAAGUUAGAGGAAUCCUACUGGGCCAUGUGGAAACCAAAAAACGAAAAUGUACAACAUAAAUUUUAUGAGGAUGAAGAGAAAAUGUCAGAGAUUCGAUUACAUAGUAGAGGGACGAAAAAAUUAUCAAACAACGCUAGAGGAGACACGAACGACAAUUUAGUGAAACACUUCAAAGCAAAAAAGUUCAUUUCUAACAGUUCUACAGCUUCUUGGUCUGAUAAAGAAGCUCAGCUAGGUGUAUUUCCAAAAAUACACAGCAUCAAUUCAACGAUAGAAUCAAAAAAAUCGUCUGAAAGAUAUACAAGAAGAAAGCCGAUUAAACCUAUUAAGAAAGAUCCAGUAUCUGAAGAAAUCCAAACUGAUGCUCAUUAUCCGGUUAUUUUAAAAGAAACUGAAACUACAUUAGUUGAAAUAGCAGUGCCAGAAGUAAAGCAAACUGAAGAUCCAGUAGUAGAAGAAGUAGUAGUAGAAGAAGUAGUACCAGAGAUUGUUGAAAAGGAAGUUGAAAAGAAACCGGUAGAUGUCAAGCGAUCGAGUGAAAAAUCUUUGCAAAAACAUAAAAAGUCAUCUCCGCGUCACAAGAAAACUCAUUCCAGAAAUACUAAAAAGACUAAUAACGAAACGGCCGAAGCUAAACCAGCAAAUAAUGACGAUACUGGGGCGUUCAUUGAUCACAAAGAUUCCAUAAUAAUCACCAAAGAAAAGCAAGAUAAGGUGGAGAAGAAGUACUAUCAGCAACCAAAGUGCAUUCGGCUGUACCGGAAGUCUGGAGGUGGAACUUACAUCAAAGGAGGAACUUAUCCGUUGAAGUCUUGUUUAAAGAGAGAUAUCGCUCAUCCCAAGGGAAAUUUUAGGUUAGGAGCACCGGGAAGUCCCCUAUUUGUCACUUCAGGUUCAUUUCUGAAUAAUAAACGAAAAUAAAGUACAAAAUUUCUUUGUUGGACGUCGUGUUUAGACGAAUUUGAUUAAAAAUAUUUCAGUAACAUCUUGUGAUCUUGUGUCUUUUGAUGAAUCUUAAUCUCUUAAUCAAUAAUAUUCAAUCUCAGAUGUAUAGUUCAUAUCAAAUAAAAUUUUAGUCACGUGAUUAA
This is a messenger RNA of Sitophilus oryzae (rice weevil), 1462 nucleotides long. RefSeq lists its product as uncharacterized. The record is from RefSeq and is a predicted model, not a curated record. Lineage: Eukaryota; Metazoa; Arthropoda; Insecta; Coleoptera; Curculionidae. The transcript is spliced from 3 exons. Bases 48 to 1295 code for a protein of 415 amino acids.